UUUAUGUACAGAUAUUCUAGUUUUAUUGAAUUUGCAUCUAUGUGAAAUAAAUACUUUGUCAUCAUGACUCGUUUACAUAUUUAGAUAUAUACAUGUAUAUUACAGACGGGAACAUAACAGCGGACGACACUGUCCACGGAAACCUUCUUGAAAUGUCAAGGAUGUUCAAGAAGGGAUAUAAGUUAAAAGAAGUCAACAGUAAAGCGAAAGAAAAGGCAGAAAGUCUCUUCUUAAAGCACAGUAUGGUGGUCAUUGUUGGACCAACUGGAAGUGGAAAAAUGAGCCUUUCAUUUGAGUUGUUGUCCUCGUACGACCUCAGCAAUGGAGAAGAUAAUUUUCUCGUUAUCUCUGACCCAGGCGAGUUGAAGUAUAUCAAGUUCUCGUUACGUCCGGUUAUCAUAAUCAAAAUUUAUGGUCAAGCGAGUAAGUGGUACAGUCAGUUUGACAGACUGUAUGCAGCGGUAAAGGCACGCCAGAUAGCCGUUAUCACAACUAUAGGAUUGAAGACGUUUCAAAUGAUGCCGGCAAAUAUGCUGUCACAUCCAGUCUUAGAGCAUGUUGUGCGCAUGCCAGGAAGUGAAGGUUUGAAUGAAG
Messenger RNA from Ruditapes philippinarum (Manila clam), 594 nucleotides. RefSeq lists its product as uncharacterized. The record is from RefSeq and is a predicted model, not a curated record. Lineage: Eukaryota; Metazoa; Mollusca; Bivalvia; Venerida; Veneridae.